UCACUGAAAAAAAUAUGAAAACACAAUUAAAUAGAAGAGCAGCCAAAGCUGAGAUAUUUGAGGCACAACAUGCCACCAGGUCAGCGCGCGCUGUGGUUAAAGAAGAGCCGGGAGUACAAACGUCUGGGCGCAGGCUGUUACUGCCGGGACCAGAGUCCGAGUCGGAGCUGCCACGGCUCACACACAGGGGAGAGUCCUCCCCUCAUCUUUAUCUCUCUGGUGUAACAGAAGUUUCAGAUGACCUGUGUGGCAGUGGGAACUACACAGCAGAGAUGAGUCUGAACCUGGGUGGAGGUGUAGAGCCUGGGGAUUCUGUGCCUGCCUUGGGGACCCUCAGAGUGGUUAUCAACCUGAAGACAAACAACAGUCGGGUAAACCUCGAGGUCACCUCAUGUUGCUUGUCUCCGAACAUCCAGCCUGACCUUAGCAACUCUACCUGCUGCCUUUUCUCCAGGUUAGCAGCAGAGCCAGCGGGGAUCACAGUGCUGCCCAGUGUCCUGUCAACCAGUGCCAGCUUCACCAUCAAUCUCUUCCAAAGGAUUAAUUACUCUGUAGUGUACCUACACUGUGAUCUGAGUGUCUGCCUGAAGAACCAAUCUGACUGCGAAAGGCAGUGCCUUCAGCAGAGGAGUGCAUUUUCCUUAGAGGGUCCAGAGGCUGUUCUUACCAAUCUCAGGAAUCGAAUAUCAUUUGGUCCCAUGUUGAAAGAAGUGAACAAUUCUACCUUCCCAGGGGAGAUAGAUCCAUCCGAGCUGGACUUGGUUCUGGUCAUCGUCAGCCUGGUGGUUGGCUUCUCUCUUGUCACAGUGAUGCUGCUGCUGGUGUGGCUGGCCUACCGUCGCCGGGCGAUCUGGCUGCUCCACUCGGCAGCUCCACCACAGGCCUGCUGUGGCUGUCUGCGCCCAGGAGGUGACUUGAUCCUACCCUGACCAAGGAGGAACCAUUGCCAAUUAAACUGAUCACGUCUUCAUCAAAAUAGCUGCCAACAAAUACAUUAGUCAACAGACAGUGGAGCAGUCAAUCAUAUUAACCGUAGAGCAGCGGCGGGCAGUCUUAUCAGCCGGUACAGGCCAGACUAGAUGAGGAGCAAUACAAUUCACACCUCUCAUAGGUGACACAGCUGUUGCAGUCAAAUUUCACACUUAACCAUGCGCAGUCUAUUAUCAUUCACUGAAAAUAAACACCAUCACCCAAUAGAAAAGAUGCUCUGAUCCCUUUAUUUACCCUCAGUGGCAACAAGUCAAUACUCUUUGUAUCCCAGUUUGAGAUUGAUAGCCCGUUAAUACUGGUUUAAUAUAAUGCAUGCAUUCUUGGCUUGACAGUUAUAUUGAGCCGCUGUGAUCGACUGUUUAUUGAAAAUGUCUUUCAU
Messenger RNA from Etheostoma cragini (Arkansas darter), 1369 nucleotides. RefSeq names its product uromodulin-like 1. Bases 15 to 929 code for a protein of 304 amino acids. The transcript has 5 exons. NCBI's taxonomy places the organism in Eukaryota, Metazoa, Chordata, Actinopteri, Perciformes, Percidae. The record is from RefSeq and is a predicted model, not a curated record.